AUGCUGCCGAGUAGCGGAUGUAUACUUUGUGAUGCCCUCUAUGCAAUUCCAAUCCUAGCGGGGCUGUACUUUUUAAGAAAAUAUAUUCGAGGCGGUCAAUUCACCGAAAAUGUUCGGGCUGAUGGAAAAAUAGUAGUUGUAACCGGCGCCAAUUCGGGGGUUGGCCGAGGAGUUUGUGAGGAGUUGAAUAAACGAGGCGCAAAGGUUUAUAUGAUCUGUCGUGACGAGGGCCGAGCGGCGAAGGGCCGGAAUUUGAUGAUCGAGAACGGCUGCGACCCUUCACGCUUACUAAUCCGCAUCGCCGACCUGGCAAACCUGGCCAGCGUUCAAAAAGCAGCAAAGCAGAUUUUGAGCGAAGAAAAACACAUCGAUAUUCUGGUCAACAACGCUGGGAUGUUUGGGCUCUUAAAAUUUUCCAAAACCACCGAUGGCUUUGAGGAGACGUGGCAGAGCAAUUAUUUGGGACAUUUCCUGCUCACCGAGAUGCUUAUCACAGCGCUCAGAAAAGCCGAAAAACCUCGAAUCGUCAACGUCAGUAGCUUACUGCAUCCAUACGCCGAUUCGGUGGAUUUCAGACAUGUAAACGACCCGAAGAACUAUGGUAUGUGGAUGGGAUACGCUAGGACAAAACUGGCAAAUGUAAUGCACGCCCGGUGGCUUGCUAGGAAGCAUCCAAAAAUUUUGUCCAACUCCUGCCACCCUGGAUGCAUUAAUAGCAGCAUUUUGUCGACGAGCGGGUGGCUGUUUUUGAAGGACAUCCUCUACCCAUUCUUCUGGUACUUUAUGAAAACCGAGAUGGAUGGCGCACAAACCGCACUUUAUCUGGCGCUAAGCGAGAAGGUCGAGGGAAACGGGUUAUAUUAUAGCGAUUGUGCCGUCGGCAGUAUGGGUUCGAAAGCCCGAGACGAUGCGGCGUGCGAAAAGCUGUACAAAGAAUCGCUGCAAGCCGUCGGCCUCGACUACUAUCAGGAGAUUACCACUGCUAAA
Mesorhabditis spiculigera is the source of this 987-nucleotide messenger RNA. The record is from the annotation of a GenBank genome assembly. Lineage: Eukaryota; Metazoa; Nematoda; Chromadorea; Rhabditida; Rhabditidae.